Aspergillus piperis CBS 112811 is the source of this 2097-nucleotide messenger RNA. RefSeq lists its product as uncharacterized. The record is from RefSeq and is a predicted model, not a curated record. The transcript has 4 exons. Lineage: Eukaryota; Fungi; Ascomycota; Eurotiomycetes; Eurotiales; Aspergillaceae. The coding region runs from base 1 to 2097 and encodes 698 amino acids.
AUGGAUACCUUGGAAUGUACCAGCGACAGCUUGAAACGAUCCAUGGACCAGAGGCUAUCACUUUCUGUGCCCUUCUCGUCGGUGAACGCCGGGCUAGCUGCCUCUCUUGGGUCAAGAGACAUAGCAAAGCACCACGAUAGUAGGAGGAAUACAAUUUUAUUGCCAAAGGAUGUGGCAGCCCCAAAGAGACACGCCUUGGAUAUAAGUUCGGGAGACAAAGGUUCCAAACUGAAUGGGUUCAGGACGCUGUUUCGCUCACGCAAGUCGCAGCAUCUUCGACUCGAAUCAGGGUCGUCUGGUCUGUCUGCAAAGCCCAUCAUUGUGGUGGAAGAGGGCUGUAAUGAGGAUCAAUCUACGGCUACUGGUCAUUUAGAGAAUCAGCAGCCCGUCGGGCUUCAGGUUACUCAGUCCAGCGACCUUUUGAAUGGAGAUGCCGAUAGAAAGGUCAGUGACAAGACGGUGUACUCGCUCAGCUCAGAUCUAACUAGUGUGACUGUCUGCCAUGAUCCGUCGAAGCACAAAUCCAUGCCAAUUACCUUGGUCGAUCAGGAUUGUCUUUACCAUAACCCCUAUAGUGAUAUUCAAGAGGCGUCUCAUUCUACAACACAGUCCAGCGUCAAUCUCGAAGAUCAGAAGGGAGCUACUUCGUACGCCAGCAGACAACAUAGUUCAGAGCGCAGUAGUGCGAGUGUCUUGUCGACAUGCCGCCAUCGGACUACAGAGAAGCCAGGGAAUCCCUUCAGGCAGACCCGCUCCUACAGAUCACGGGGCUCAUCCAGGCAGAGUUCGGACUUUGCCGCCUCGCUUGACGACAGUUACGCAUUGGAACAAGGGGAUCGCCACGCGGCUGUUAUAGCGUUCAAUGAGCUGGCCGGUAGAUUGCGUCUUGAGCCGCUGGAGGUCGACGACACGCUUGGUGCUCACGGGGGUGCUGAAUGGGGUCAGGUGUCAGCUGAACGAUCACCUGAUAGUCGUCUAUCCCAUACAGCCACCGGGGAUGAUCCUCCCAGACGUCGGGAUAAGUUCUAUGGACGCAUACGAACCAUGCGGUCGACCCUCCAGCUUGGAUCGUCAGACGCACCCCGCAAAAGAACCUUGCGUCGGAUGAGGACGUUCGCCAGCCUUUCGCGCCGAUCAGCCGAUAUGACUUCAUUGAAGGGCAAACACCUGGAAGACCUGGCUCGACUGGGGGGGUACAAUCUGCUCACUCUUCCGGCCGACUUUGCGCCUACGAAAUUGAAGCUACCCGUAUGCUUUGUGGCGAUUAUCACCUAUCUGGGAUGCUUUGCUCCUACUGUACGAAACGUCUUUGUCGACGCCGGGGAUCCGAAACUAGCGGCACGGACGUACGACUACUACGCCAAUCAGGUGCACUCGGUGGAAAAGCAGCAAGACAAGAUCCAGAUGACGGUUGCGAGUGGCACGAUACCGGCGGAUGUGGUGGACCCUCUGAACCGGGAUGGGGAUAGUGGCGACGCCAUUCAAGUGUUGAGCGUGGCAUGGGCGUUCAAGGCUCUUCUGUCCGGACUCCCAGGGGGGAUUCUAGGGUCGGGCCGGCUUUAUCGAGUGCUGGUCCAGAUUUGUCAGGGCCACCUUACGAGCGAGCCAGUGGAGCGGCGAAGGACCUGCCUCGGGGGGCUUUCACCUCGGGGUUUCGUCCAGGUCAAGGCGAUGAGUCUGGCGAUUCUGGCGCUCAGCGACUCGAUGCAGCUGAACCUGAUCUGUGGGGUGUUCGGACUCAGCGCGCUCUUGCUGCAUGAGACGCAGCGGCUGAUAGAGCUGGAACGCCAGGGCUUCCGGGGCAGCGUCUGCCGGGCCAGUAUUGGGUCGGGGCUGCUGAACCUAGACCGACUGAGUGGAGUGCUGGCGCCACUACUGACGGAAGGCGAGGGGGAGGAAAAUCCUGAGGAUGCGUUCCGGGCCAUUCAGCGCGAGAUUGAAAGCCAGCGGGUUGCAGCGAUGCUGAUCGAGAAUUGGCGAGGGCGCAUCACCAUGGAUUCUCGCGAACGUUUAGCGGGUCGGCGGAGGUGCGAGGAUGAGGCCAAGAUGAUCCAGCAUGGUGGUGUAUCCUGGUGUCUGCGAGAGUACUUUGUGUAG